AAUAUGAAUUUUUCUGUUUCUAAAAAAAGAAAAAGAAAAAUAUCUGGUAUUCAGAUUGAAAAAUGUGUAAAAAGAUCAAUGAUAGACAAGCCAUUAGAAAUUCAUAGUUUAAAGCUAAAUGAAACUCAACCUAACUUAAAUGAAAAAAAUAAGUCUAAAGUAAGAAAAUCUCAAAGAAAACUAAUUGAAUUUGAUAGUCCUACUAAAGAUGUGGUUCUAACACAAGUAGAAAAUAGUACCGAUAGUACAAUUCUCUCUCAAGAAUCAAUUAACGUUGAAAAAGGAUCACAUUUUGAUAAGUCUGAGAACAUUGACAAAGUAAAUAUUACAAGUGACUGUAAUUCAGUAAUUGAACAAAUGUUAAUAGUCAAUGAUUCAAAUUUAUCAAAAAGAAAUAAACGUGUUAUCACUCCUAAAAGGAGAAGAGGAAAAAAAUCUAAUGUAAAACACAAAAAAUGGUCCAAGGAAUCUAUAGAAAAUGUGCCCCAAGAAAUAGAAUGCUUAAAGAAAAACAAAUGUAGUGUUGAAUCUGAUGAUAUUUUAACUCAAUCAUUAGAAAAUGGGUCAAUGAAUGCACAGAACUUGCAGCUAAAUCAAAUUCAACCCAUAGUAUUAGUUGAAGUAUUAAAUGAUCAGUUAUUGGCAAAGGUUACUAAUGAGAAUCAGAGUACUAAGAGUGAUUUAAAUAUUGGAGUUGAUCAAAAUAUUCAUGAAACUAGUGAUAAACAUGCAAAAAAAAUAUGUAAAACUAAAUCAAUUACUGAAUCUAGUGAUGCCUUAUUGGAUAAUAGUAAAACUAUGAAAUUCGAAUUCAAAAUUAAUGAUUUUAAUUCAUUAAAUAAUGAAACAUCAACCUCUCAUUUAAUGCAUGAAUCUUACUCCAGCUGUACUUCUAAAACAAUCCAUUUUGCAGAUCAUAAAAAAAAGUCAAGAUGUUCAUUGAGGUCAAGCAUAAAAAUGUUAAAGGCUACAAAAGUACUAAACACAAAUGAUAUUGAAACUGAUGAUACAAUGGAAAAAAACUGUAAAACUAAAGAUAUAAGUUUAAAUCCAAUAACUGAGGAUAUCCUCCAUCCAUCAACCCCUAUUCCAUCAUUACAUAUAAAGAAUGUAUCUAAAGAAACUCAUAAAUUAAAUAAUAAAAAUAACAACUCACUCUCUGGAAGGAAAGAAAUAUUGACUGAUUCUUUAUCAAGUUUAGAAACCAAAUUUAAUGAACAAGAAUUGGAUGCCAAGAAAAUAGCUCAAAUGAAACUAUUACAAUCGGAAAUUGAUACAUUGGAUUAUAUACAUAAAUUACGUUCAGCUUUAUCAAUUAAACGUUUUGAUUAUGAAAUGGCUUUGCAAUCAUUAGAACAAAUUAGAAAUUUAAAAAUAAAUGCUCUUAUGUUAAUAAAACAUCAAAUAGUUGUUGAUACUAUCAUAAAAGUAACAAAGUAUGUUGGUAAUGCAAGUGAAUGGAGAUUAAGUGAACAAGAAGCAAUAAGACAUUCUGAACAAGCUGCUAAAGUCAGAUACAUAGCUCAAACAAUAUAUCAUAAGUUUGUGUCAUUAUUUACGAAUGGUAACAUAGAACAGUUUAAAGAAAUAUAUGAUAAAAGGGUCAAUGAAUUCAAAACAAAGACAAGACAUUUGGAUCGCGAUCAGAUUUAUGGAUGUACUUUAGUUAAACCAUAAAAUGUAUUAAUUUUUCUUUAAGCUCAAGAAAAUUAAUUUAUUUCAUUAAUGUAAAGCAAUAUAACGGCACAGGUUUAUUAUA
Messenger RNA from Sipha flava (yellow sugarcane aphid), 1759 nucleotides. Its product is annotated as kinesin-related protein 4-like. NCBI's taxonomy places the organism in Eukaryota, Metazoa, Arthropoda, Insecta, Hemiptera, Aphididae. The record is from RefSeq and is a predicted model, not a curated record. Bases 4 to 1677 code for a protein of 557 amino acids. The transcript has 3 exons.